Messenger RNA from Rosa rugosa (rugosa rose), 1479 nucleotides. Its product is annotated as formin-like protein 18. Lineage: Eukaryota; Viridiplantae; Streptophyta; Magnoliopsida; Rosales; Rosaceae. The transcript is spliced from 4 exons. The coding region runs from base 1 to 750 and encodes 249 amino acids. The record is from RefSeq and is a predicted model, not a curated record.
AUGGCCACCCCAGCGGAUUUAGGCCUUUUUUUUUUAAGCUCUUUUCUUUUGAUCGCAAAACAGAUCGAUUCAUUCGAUCCCCAAAACCAGCAAAACAGACCCAAGCUCCACCGCAACUCUUCGCUCUUCGCCCUCCCCCAAGCCACAGCAGAACAGAUCGAUUCAUUCGAUCCCCAAAACCAGCAAAACAGACCCAAGCGACCGCAGCUCUUCGCUCUUCGCCAUCCUCCAAGCCAUCGCAGCUCCACCGCAGCUCUUCGCUCUUCGCCCUCCCCCAAGCCACCGCAGAACAGAUCGAUUCAUUCGAUCCCCAAAACCAGCAAAACAGACCCAAGCCACUGCAGCUCUUCGCCCUCCCCCAAGCCACCGCAGCUCCACCGCAGCUCUUCGCUCUUCGUCCUCCCCCAAGCCACCGCAGCUCUUCGGCCUUCGCCUUCCCCCAAGCCACCACAGCUCCACCGCAGCUCUUCGCUCUCCGCCCUCCCCCAAGCCACCGCAGCUCCACCGCGUCUCUGCCUCAGACUCCCUCUGCUCCGUGCCUUUGCCUCGAAACGGAGGCGAUAUGAUGCCGGGGAUUGCUGUUGGUGGUGCUGUCCUUAUAGGUUUGGUGAAGCAUGGUGGUCUGGGCCUGGGCGUUUUCCGCUGGUUUUACUGCUUUUGGGGUUCCUUUUCUUGUUUGGACGGUUGCGUUUGCGGUUCCUUUUCUUUCGCUAUGAGACGAUUCCUAUUGAUGAUAAUGCCCAAAUUUGAAGGAUUUACGUGUAUAUCAGCCUUGGGUUAUUGGCUCAAUCUUGAGGUGGAGGUGCGUUGAGAAAAGCAGGAGAGUUGCAGCUUCUGGUAUUUGAGUUGUGGCCUGAAACAUCCGAUUCCAGAGUCAUUGUUCAUGCAUGUAGAUUGCUUCUACGUUCUGGUGUUUGUUUUGUUUUUGUUUUGUAUCCAGUGGUUUGUGUUUUUUCUUAGUGUGAUGCAGCCUGGCCCUAAGUAUGACCCCUAGGACCCCUGCUAUUAGUUUUAUUAUAGUCUUCUUAAAUGUUUUCUGUUUCUGUUAGAAAACAGUCAUGAUCAGUUCAGCAAUAGGAAUCUACAAAGAAACGACGAUUCUAGAUUUUUUUCUUUUCCUAGUUUCCUGCAUCAGCUGUGAUCCAUGAUUUUUAAUAUAUACAUAUAUAUAUGUCAAGAAUAGAAGUUGUUGACACAAUGAAUUUCAUCUGUAUCAUCCCUAUAAUUGAGAAUCAUAAUUAAAUUGUGCACGGAUAUUUGCACAAUAUAAUUAUGAUGUUGUGACUGUUAACUUUUUUUAUUUAUUUUUUAUUUUUCUUUGCACGCUUUGAAUACAUUGUAUUGAAUAUUAAUGUCUAAUGUGUCCAGUAGUGCAGGGAUAAACCGUCUCAUGUCAUACAUAUCUCAUGUCAUAUAUAGUGUUUUAAAUGAUAUACUGUUCUUGCCUUUCUGCAGAAACUAAUCAUUAUGUUUCUCCUG